Molecule: messenger RNA, 2174 nt
Organism: Phalacrocorax carbo (great cormorant)
Lineage: Eukaryota; Metazoa; Chordata; Aves; Suliformes; Phalacrocoracidae
Source: RefSeq, a predicted model, not a curated record
AGGAACUGUGCUGGAUUCUAGCUACUUCCCAGUACCGCUGUCUUUUUCUGCUGAGGCUUUCGCAGCCCCGGGCGGUGGCGGGGGCUACAGGCUUCGGGAUAUCCUUGGUGAGCAGCUUCCUGGCGAGUUUUUCUAGAGCGGGGUUUGAGGGCAAGCGUAGGUACAAGAUGGCGGCGUGUCUUACAGCGGCGUUCCUCUUCCUCCUCUUCAUCGUGCAAGCCCAGGUGCAGAGCAUCCCGUCAUCGGAGGCGGUUGGGGCCGUUGGUGGGGUGGCAUAUCUCAGUCCCAGGCUGCAAACCCACAUGCCCUACAACCGAAUCCACUGGCGUCGCAACAACACUGUACGGAUCGCCACCUGGAGUAAGGAGAGCAACAGCACCAGCGAGGAACGCAUGGCACUCUUCCCUAAUGGAACACUAAAAAUCAGCGAUCUGCAGAAAAACGACAGCAACGUGUACCAGGUGUACCAGGAGGGCAGCAAGGGCCAAGAGGACAUUGAAAACAUCUUCCUGACGGUGUAUGAGCUGGUCCCAAAGCCCACUGUGAAUGCCAAAGUGAUCAGGGGUGACGCGACGCACUGCGAAGCCACCCUGGAGUGCUCGGUGGAGCUCGAAGGGGUGACCUACGAGUGGAUCCCACCCACCAAGCUCCCGCUGGAGGGUGUGCGUUCCUCUAAGCCACGUGUGUCCUUCAACCCCUUGAUGGAAACCUACAUCUGCAGAGUCAGCAACCCUGUUUCCUCCAACAACGCUUCGCUGACCUACAAGCACCCCUGCUCCUGGACAGGUGAGUCCUCCGUUGCUUCAUCCCGCAGAGCUGUCAGUGUGCUGCUGGCUCUGGGACACCUCCUCUUCCUCCUCACUCUAGCUUAAGGGCACUCUGCGGUUGACAUAUCUCCUCGCCUCAUCUCCACCCCCACCCCACGGGACCAGUGGCUGGAUGAGCUCCCCAAAUCAGCUGGAUGCAGAAACACGCAGUUACUCAAGAGAAGCAUUGCAACCCGCGCCCUUUACACUGGCAUCCAUCCCGCUUCAUCCACAGGCGCCUGCGUCCUCCCGGGCCAGGCUCUGCCCGCUCGGCCGCGGCUCCGCUUCGGCUUGCCUCCUCACCGGUUCUGCUUUGCUUCUGUCAGAGGUUAUGUUUUUCAGAACUGAACAAAAUGGUCACGAAGCCUGUUGCAACAGUGUUUCGAAAGCACUAGAAGUCGAAAUUGCUGAAUGAAUGGUUAACUGCUUGGAAAUCCUCCUCUUCCCAACCCUGAGAUCUGUGGGGAGACCCAACCUGAGCCUGUGGACGUAGAAUCACAGAAUGCCCUGACCUGGAAGGGACCCACAGGGACCAUCGAGCCCAGCUCCCGGCCCUGCACAGGACACCCCAAAUUCACACCGUGGCUCUGAGGGCCGUGUCCAAGGGCUUCUGGAACAUCGCCAGGCUGGUGCCGUGAUGCCUCCCUGGGGAGCCUGUGCCAGGGCUCCACCACCCGCUGGGGGAAGAGCCUUUCCCUAAUGCCCAGCCUAACCCUCCCCUGGCCCAUCUCCCUGCCGUUCCCUCGGGCCCUGGCGUUGGGCACCAGAGAGCAGAGACCAGCCCUGCCCCUCCUCCUGCCCUCGGGAGGGGGCUGCAGAGCGCCAUGAGGCUGCCCUCGGCCCCCUCUGCUCCAGCUGAACAAACCCAGGGUCUCCAGCCGCUCCUCGUACGGUUUCCCCUCUGAACCCUUCCCCAGCCCCGUGGCCUCCUCGGGACACUCUCCAGUACCUUUAUACAUAUCUAUAUCUAUCUAGAUCUCUAUAUAUAGAGCUAUAGAUCUAUAGAGCUGGGGAGUCCUUGGCCAUCGCCUGCUGUUGGUGAUGCCCUUUACGGGGCUUAUGAACCGUGUGACUGCGGGACAGCGCAUGACAUGUUCAGCCUGAAACCAGUGACACCAGCACGGCUGCAGCUGGCUGCUGCCCAGCUCCAGGUCUGGAGCAUCUCGAGGGGGCAGAGCUAACGUGGCACCUUCGGUUUUCUCUCCAAGGGAGGGGUUGGUGGGAUGAGUAUUGUCUUUGCCUUUACAAACCUCUUACUGUAUAUAUUAAGUUAUAACAAUAUACAUAACCUCAAACCCCACAUUUUUAGCUGCCUGUUCUGCAUUCUCCUCUGGGCUGUGGUCGGCCGCAGCGGGUGCUUGGGGACCA